UAGUAACAGUUUUUGUAUCAAAAAAAUUACAUUCCAGUCCCUUAAGGGGUACGGUACAUAAAAAAAUGGGACUUUUCGGGGGGUUUAAAGCUAAGUUUACUGGCAGCAGCUCGAGUAAAAAUAAACCGCAAGAAAUAGUGUGCCUAAAAUACCACAUACACUCAGAGUUUGAUGCGCCAGACUCUGAAAAAUCCCUACAAGCGAACAGCAUAAAGAAAAACGAGGUGGUCCGCCCUCACUCCAAGAAAAAAGACAGGAAGGCUCUUACCAAAUCAGCGGUUUUCCCCGAGACCCAAACUUUACAAUCAUCGUCGCCUGCUCCAACACCACAGAAAAGCUUAUCCUUAACGAAUCUGAAUAGCGAUACAUCCCCAGCUAUUCACAAACAACAAAAUGGACACGCAGGAUCGAACGACCCUAUCACAGUCUCCACCACAUUCACCGUACCGAGUAACGGCACCAGUGUGGCUGUUUCCGACACUAAAUACAAAAAAACCACUGAAGAACACAACGGCUUGGUUACCGAGAAAGUAGCAGUCGUCACGAACAACCACCUCUAUUCUACAGACCACAGUGUGAGGAACGAACAACACGCUCAGUCUAUUCUGAAAAAGGUGACUACUUAUGACGAAGACGGAACGUUAACAAACGGUGCAGAAUACACGUCUGACACUCAUUUAAAACCCAAGUCUUUUUAUGAAACUCCCGUGAAAGAAAACGGUGGUUUCAAUGACCGAUCAACAUUAACCAACGGUACAGAAUACAUGUCUGACACCUAUUUAAAACCCAAGUCUGUUCCUGAAACUUCCGCGAAAGAAAACGGUGGUUUCAAUGACCAAUCAACCCUGAUUUUCAUGACCCAACACAGCUCCAGAAGCUCCAGUUUCGAUAAAACCAUGGAAAUUGACCACAUAAAUUUCACAAAGAGCUUACCAUUAGACUCAAACAAAUUACAACAGAAAUACAACGAGCCGGCCACGGAUGAAAAUUUCAACAUAAAUUUCGUUCCAAAUCACGUUACAGACGACGAAGUCGACUACUUCAAGAUUAACAUAAUGAAGCACGAUCUGAGCAGAACCUACUCUCGGUCUGAGGACGAACAGUCUCACGACGAAGAAGAGGAGCCUCGUUUCACCAGGAUGGGUUACAGCAGUCAAGCGGCGAGUAUUUUCUUUGGGGAAGGAGAAGAGGCUGAAAUUGCACGACCGAGAAGGAUUCAACUGAUGGAGGAUGACGACGAGAGGCGUAGCAGCGGGGCAGAUUGUUAGUUAUUCAUGUAUUUAUAUGUGUGGGUUUUGUAUGUAAUUCUAGACGAUAAGUUUAAGUUAUAAAUAUUGAAAAAUAAAAGUUUUUUUUACAUAA
Molecule: messenger RNA, 1362 nt
Organism: Anoplophora glabripennis (Asian longhorned beetle)
Lineage: Eukaryota; Metazoa; Arthropoda; Insecta; Coleoptera; Cerambycidae
Exons: 2
Coding region: 66-1268 (400 amino acids)
Source: RefSeq, a predicted model, not a curated record